AUGUCUGCGGAACCGUCUUCGACCACCGCUUUGCAGUCUGCGAUUUGCUCCUGUGUCUCCCGGACAGACAUCAAGACAGCAUUCCACUCGCGCGCGAGCAUGUCGUCCAUCUGCCUCGCCCGCGCGCUGACGAUGACCAACCCUCGCCAAACCCGGUCAGCUGUAAGCACUCUACGGCGCGGCAAGAGACGGCCACCGCCGGGGACGACGAAACAACCCGCCGCUUAUGCGCAAUAUACAUACCGAGCGCUGUGGUGGGGUGCUGCGACGGCCAGCAACAUUGACUGCUCCCGGCCAGGUCAGCUCACAGUGCACGACAAUUAUCAGCAGAAGCACACACAGCGCACCUGA
Molecule: messenger RNA, 351 nt
Organism: Postia placenta MAD-698-R-SB12
Lineage: Eukaryota; Fungi; Basidiomycota; Agaricomycetes; Polyporales; Adustoporiaceae
Exons: 2
Coding region: 1-351 (116 amino acids)
Source: RefSeq, a predicted model, not a curated record